Diutina rugosa is the source of this 5703-nucleotide messenger RNA. RefSeq names its product ATP-dependent RNA helicase. The transcript has a single exon. Lineage: Eukaryota; Fungi; Ascomycota; Pichiomycetes; Serinales; Debaryomycetaceae. The record is from RefSeq and is a predicted model, not a curated record. Gene Ontology annotation, cellular component: nucleus. The coding region runs from base 1 to 5703 and encodes 1900 amino acids. Gene Ontology annotation, molecular function: ATP binding; nucleic acid binding.
AUGGGCGCUGGCCUUAAACGGGGGCCCGACCCUGCUAACGACAAACCGAAAUGGCACCAUUCCACCGCCACCGACGACGAGCUGACUCUAGACAAACUCAGUGGACUCAUAUUUGGCAUUAUCCCCGAUGCCCCGCUGGACGUGCUCUACGGAGCCACGGAGGCGGUGGCCGAGAUCUGUACUGCCAGUGACAAGGAUACUCAGCAAAAGCUCGAGGAAACCCAGAAACUUCUUGGCGAACCGGUCGAGGAAGUGCUUUUUGGCGAUAUUCUCCGGCUUUCACAACAAUUGGGCGAUGAGUGGGGCGCCGGCGACGAAGUGGAGGCUGAGGGCGAGGUGGUGUUUGCCGUUGACGAUGACGACGACGCCGAGGCGGAAUCCGAAGAGGAAGCGGAUGUACCCUCCGAGAGAGAUGAUGAGACUACUGAUGCGACUCAGUUUGUGUCGAAAACCACAGUUACCACUGCUAAUGAUGAUACACCGACAAACUCACUCACACUCAAAAUGAGUGAUAUCACCCCCGUCAUGGUCAGUCAACUUAUCCAGGGAUGUUUCUCCACUACUGAGGAAGCCCAGCCUGUGGUGGACGCUGUUACCGAAUUAUUCAAGCGAGAGGAGAAUGCCAGCGAUGACUUUGACGCCGAGUUUGAGGACGAAUUGCUCGAGGCGUUUAGCUAUGAUCACGUGGAUGUGAUCAAACAGUUAGUGCACAACCGUAAGCGAAUUUACUGGAAGCUACGCUACCUUGACGAUAAUGAAGCCACCAAAGAAGCCUUGGGAGAGUCACUGGAUAUACUACGGGAAAUUCUAGGUAACGACCAAAGUGACCACCCCCAGCCGAAACGACGCAAACGAGACACUACUAAUACUCUGAAUCAACCGGAAACCGCACCGCUGGGACCGCAGGAGGUGGAUAUCACCCAGUACUGUGUCCAUGACGAUACCCACAAACCCCUGGUGAAGCUUCCCCUGGGGACAUACCAAGAGGCCCACCACGACUACGAUAUCAUCACCGUGCCCCCUCCCCCCACACCGGAGGCUCAGGAGAAGCCGUUAGUGCAAAUCGCCGACCUCCCAGAGUACUGUCAACCCGCGUUUGGCAACACUACCCAGCUCAACCGCAUCCAGCUGGCAGUGUUUGCCGACGCUUUUGAGUCCGAUGCCAACAUGUUGAUUUGUGCUCCCACCGGUGCGGGUAAGACCAACAUCGCCAUGCUCACGCUUUUGAGGGUUUGGGGAAAACACUUAUCGGGACCUAAACUGGCGCGGAAACGGUUCAAAGCAGUAUACAUUGCGCCUCUUCGAGCCUUGGUACAGGAACAAGUGCGAGCAUUCCAGCUGAGACUCCCUGAAUUGACGGUGGUCGAACUCACUGGUGACUCCGAUACCACUGCCCGCGAAAUUGCCGAGGCCAACGUGCUUGUGGUUACCCCUGAGAAAUGGGAUGUUAUCACGAGAAAACUGCCCCACUACGUCUCAGAAGUCGAGCUUUUGGUGAUUGACGAGAUCCACUUGUUACACGACGACAGAGGGCCUGUGCUUGAGAGUCUUGUUGUGCGUACUCGACGUGACCCGCGAGUGCGGAUCGUUGGUCUUUCCGCCACCCUCCCCAACUACGGCGACGUGGCGACGUUUAUCGGCGCUCAGCUGGUGCACUUCUUCGAUGGUAGUUUCCGGCCCUGUCCCUUAGAACAGCAGUUUUACGGGAUCAAAGCCCGGGGGAUGAAGAGGGUAGCGGCGAUGAACAACGUUGUCGAGUCCGUAUGUCGCUCAAACUUGGAACAAGGGAAUCAGGUGAUUGUGUUUGUCCACCUGAGGAAGGAAACCGGAAAGUUGGCCAAAGUCUUGGGAGAAACGCUCAAUGUUGUGGACUCAGAGUCAGUGCAACGAGAAUUAAACCAAGCAGCAGCCGACUACCACAAUCAAGCACUUAAACAGGCCACCAUGCUCGGGGUAGGCUGUCACCACGCCGGGCUUUCUCGAGACGAGCGGCUGACCACCGAACGCCUUUUCCUUGAAGGUCGCCUCCGUGUGCUUGUGCUGACGGCGACGUUGGCGUGGGGGGUGAAUUUGCCCGCCCACACCGUGAUCAUCCGUGGCACCGAGCAGUACCUGCCGGCGGACGGGCGCUGGCGCCAACUCAGCCCUCAGGACGUGCUCCAGAUGCUUGGUCGUGCCGGGAGACCCGGGUUUGAUACGCUGGGGCUGGGGAUCGUGAUUACGGGGCGCGAUUGGCUCCAGUACUACCUUGCCGUGACCAACCAACAGCUUCCGAUUGAGAGUACCCUCCCGCUCCGACUCAACCUGAUGCUCAACGCCGAAGUGGUGGCGGGUACGGUAUCCUCGUUUGACCAAGCACUUCAGUGGCUUAACCAGACGUACUAUGCGGUGAGAGUACGCCAGUCGCCCCUGACUUAUGGCAUUACCGAUGUUGACGCCACCUUAACCAGUAUCGUCCAUCUGGUGCUUAAACGACUCCACGACGGUAAACUUUUGGUGUAUGACGAUCAUGACGUCGUCAAGAUGACCGAGCUCGGGAAGAUUGCCCUGUUCUUCUACCUCAACCCCACGACCAUUGCUGGGUACUUGGACCGUAUGCGUUCCUAUCAUAGCGAGGUCGACGUGCUACUGGUGUUUUGCCAUUCAGACGAGUUUGCUGAGGUGCCGGUACGCCCCGAGGAACGCUACGAGACGCGUAAGCUCUGGGAAAGGUGUCCCAUCCCCAUCAAAGAAGGUGCGGAUACGGGGGUGGCCAAGAUCAAUGUUCUCCUCCAAAGUUACGUGGCCCGCUUACCACUCACUGGGUUUGCUCUCCACGCCGAUAUGGUGUAUGUGAGCCAGCUGGGGCUGCGGUUAUUCGCCGCCUUGGCCCAGUUGUGCCUCCUUCAAGGAUGGUCCCAGUUAGCCCAGAUCUGCCUUCGGUGGUCGUUGAUGGUGAAACACCGGGUGUGGGCGGUGGACUCGCCGUUUGCUCAGUUGGCAGAGACUUCUCCCGAAGUGAUCAGAGCGACGCUGGCAGCAAGACUCCCUUUUGGCAACUACUUCCACCAGCAACAAUUAGACCAGUUCUCGCCUCCCAUCAGAGACCAACUCACCAAACUAGUGAAACUGUUCCCCCAGCUUACCAUCGACGCUACCGUCCACCCGUUGGCGCCGCUGGUGGUACGGUGCCAACUUGACUUGGUGCUGACGCUACCCCAUCGGUACACGGUGAUGGUGUGUGUCGACGACCGCAUUCUUUGGAGCGAGUCUGUGCGCGUGGAGAGCAGUGCCUAUUUUGACCUCUUUCUCCCGUUGGUGACCCCGGUACCCCAAGUAUACGAGGUGAUCGCCGUCCUGUCGCAAUGGCUCCACGUGGGAGCCCGAUUCCCCGCCAUCACCUCGGGGCUUAUCGUCCCCAAAUCGUUUGCUAGUGCGUCACCAGUGGACGACGACCAGCCAGAAAUCCCCUUGCUGAAGUUUGGUAGCCCUGAUUGGGGUACCACGACCUCCUUAAACAAGUACCAAAGCCAAGCGUUCCAUCUGGUCUGGCAUACCGAAAAUAACGUGUACGUGGGGAUGGCCCUCAGCAACCAGCCUACGGUGCUAGCAAAGCUAGCGGUGCUUGCGUGGCUCAAUUCUGAGAAUGCCGACGGCAAAGUGCUCUGGCUUACCCCUAAUCCCACUAACAAAAUCGAUUUGGGAGUCGAAGGGGUCAGCGUGGGUAUUAUCAAUGGAGUGGAUGCCAAGCAGGACUUGGCCACCAUUGCCCAGUCGCACGUGGUGGUGCUGCUGCCGCUGCUGUGGGAGCAGUUGCUGCGGCGGUGGCGCCAGCGGAAACUUCUCCACUCGUUUGACGUGAUGGUAUGUGAUCACAUCCAUGCCCUACGAAACUCGUGGGAGUACGAAGUGGCAAUUGCCCGGAUGCGCACAGUAGCGACAUCGGUGGAACGCCCCCUCCGGAUUGUCGCCUGUGGUGAUUAUACUGGUAACGGGGCCAGCAUCGGCGAGUGGCUUGGCUGCUCCAAGCUGGACAUCUAUAACUUCUCCGGCAGUGCUCGGGCCGAGCCUUGCGCAAUUGAACUUGUGGCUGACGAUGGCAACAAGACGGUGGCCAAGGGUGACGUGGUGUAUUGUGAGCUGCGGAGUCAGUGUCUUGCUGUGUGCCAUUUGGUCGAUGAUACUAAGUGGUCGCAUAAGGAGAUUGCGGCACUGGUUAAGGCUAAAGACCCUCAGGUGGCCGCACAACUCGCCCGAGGCAUCGGGGUGUUGUAUCUGGGGAUGGACGCCGACUUGGAGCGCGUGGUCCGCAAAUUGUGGGCGAAGAAGGCGUUGGAUAACGUCAUCUCCACCGCUGACUAUGUCGUCGACGCCACCGCCACCGUCAUUUGGUCCACAAGCUUACCCUUGACUAAAACUUUGGAGCUUGUGGCGUUGACCACGCACCGCGCGGUGGUGUAUGUGCCUGCGAACCAGAUCGAGCAGUAUCGCCGGUUCUUGCUGUACGAGACGCCGUUGCCGGUGGAAAGCGGCAUUGGUGAUCACAUCGACGACGUACUAAUGGCAGAGGUCGUCAGCGGCACUGUGGGCCUGAUGCAGCAGGCGUUGGACUGGUUGACCCACACCUACUUCUACCGGCGCAUGCAGCUGAACCCAAGCUUCUACGGGGUGUCGGAAGUGUCCUACGACGGCAUCUCGUUGUUCCUCAGUGAACUCGUGGAACUGCUGGUGGAGAGACUCACCACGUCUCAAUUGGUCGAAGUGGAAGACGCUGACGACGAAGAGGAAGCGCUUGUGGCUACUACUGAAGCGGCAAUUGCCCUGCGCUACGGGGUGCUGGCAGCCACCAUGGCCCUGUGGACUGCCUCAGCCACGAAAUUGACCGAGAGAUCGCGGUUGAAAGGGGUGCUCUGGGCGUUGGCCCACGCCACCGAACUCGAUGUCCCUGUGUCUAACCCGUUGGAAUUGGCGAAGCUGGCCCCCAUCACCGUCGACCACCCCGAGACUGCUCCCGCCGCCUUCUGGCUCCUCCAGGCGUAUUUCAGCCGCCAGUUCGUCGGCUUUGACCGCCUAGGAGCGUUAUCCACCGUCAAACAACGCGUUCUCCCCCUCGUCAACGCCAUUGUCGAUUUGCUUCUGAGCCGCGGCUACUUGAACGCCCUUGUCGCCAUGGACAUCUCGCAAAUGGUAGUACAACAAUUGUGGAAACUGGAGCUGCCGUUAGUACAACUCCCCCACGUGCUGCCCCAGCUCUUGGAGCGGGCCAAGCAGCAUAACGUCACUACGGUAUUCGACAUUCUUGCCCUUGAAGACGAUGAGCGAGACGCCGUGUUACUGAUGGAUGAAAGCCAGCAGGAAGACGUGGCUGAGUUUGUCAACGCGUUCCCCAACGUCGAUUUGGCGGUGCUGGUGUCGCAAAGUGAAGUGAAGGCCGACGAUCCCGUCGAGCUUACGGUGAUGCUUGAACGCGAUGAAGAAACUGAUGGACUGGUGGUGUGUCCGUUUACUAAAGAUAAGCACGAAGUGUGGUGGAUUGUUGUCGGCGACUUUGACCUGAAACAGCUCUAUGGGAUCCGCCGCACCACCAUCACCCAGGAGAGCCAGAAAUUGCUGAUGGAGGUGCUGGUGCCGUCAACAGGGAACCACGGGUUGUCGGUGUGGGCCAUAUGCGAUAGCUACGCCGACGCUGAUAAGGAAGUGGCGUUUGAUUUGUCGGUGGUGUGA